CUUCCCACCACCACCAAGCAGUCGCGGGCUCAUCCAGAACUUCCAUCUCUUCUCUCUCCCUUUCUCUCUCUUCUUUCUCUCUCUACUCCGGCCGGCCAUGGAGUACAGGAGCUUGGAUCUGACCGUCAUCUCGGCCAGGGACCUCAAGGACGUGAACCUCAUCUCCAAGAUGGACGUCUACGUGGCCGUCUCCCUCGACGGCGACCCCCGGGGCCCCCAGAAGUCCAGGUCCCCCGUCGACCGCGACGGCGGCCGCAACCCCGCCUGGAACUUCCCCGUCAAGCUCCACGUCGACGAGGCCUCCGCCCAGCAGGGCCGCCUCACCCUCCGCUUCAAGCUCCGCUGCGACCGCGCCCUCGGCGACAAGGACAUCGGCGAGGUCGUCGUCCCCGUCAAGGAGCUCCUCGACUCCUCCGACGGCGGCGGCGGCGGCAAGGCGUCCUCGCACCCGCCGACGGUGACCUACCAGGUGCGCAAGCCGUCCGGGAAGCCCAAGGGGGAGCUCCACUUCUCCUACAAGUUCAGCGACAAGCUGGCCGCUGACGUGGCGGCCGCCGAUCAUCAUCAUCCGUCCGCCCCCAAGGCUGACGUGGCGGCGGUCACGGCUUAUCCCGUCCAGGCCGGGCCGAGCGGGUCCUACGGCGCAGCUUACCCGCUUCCCCCGCACGGCGUGUACCAGCCCCCGCCUCCCGCAUAUGCAUACCCGCCUCCUCCUCCGCUGGCGGUGGCUGCGUAUCCGCCGCCGCCGCCGCAGUACGGUGGUUACGGGUAUCCUCCGCCGCCCCCGGCGGGUUACGGGUACGCGCAGCCUCCGCCGCCGGCGGGCUACGGUUAUUACCCGAACCAGCAGGCGCAACAGGCUCCGAAGAAGAACAAGCUCGGGCUGGGACUAGGGGCCGGAUUGGCGGGAGGGCUGCUCGGCGGGCUGCUGAUCGGAGACAUGGUGUCCGACGCGGGGAGCUACGAUGCCGGAUUUGACGAUUGCGGCGGAUUUUGAAUCUUGCCAAACUUU
This is a messenger RNA of Syzygium oleosum, 1012 nucleotides long. Its product is annotated as protein SRC2-like. The transcript has a single exon. Gene Ontology annotation, biological process: defense response. Bases 98 to 997 code for a protein of 299 amino acids. The record is from RefSeq and is a predicted model, not a curated record. NCBI's taxonomy places the organism in Eukaryota, Viridiplantae, Streptophyta, Magnoliopsida, Myrtales, Myrtaceae.